Molecule: messenger RNA, 717 nt
Organism: Ilex paraguariensis (yerba mate)
Lineage: Eukaryota; Viridiplantae; Streptophyta; Magnoliopsida; Aquifoliales; Aquifoliaceae
Source: the annotation of a GenBank genome assembly
AUGCACGUGGGUGCACAGGGGAUCCGGGGCAUGGUCUUACAAAGCAAGAGAGUAUUUUGGGCUUUCCCUAGUCCCUACUAUAUUGCAUGUGGGCAUUUUCACAAACAGCUUGCCACAAGAAACGCUUCAACAUCUCCCAUAAUGGCUAGGCCGCAACAGCGAUAUCGAGGUGUUCGACAGAGGCAUUGGGGCUCUUGGGUGUCUGAAAUUCGCCAUCCUUUACUGAAGACUAGAAUUUGGUUAGGGACAUUCGAAACAGCCGAGGACGCUGCUCGAGCCUAUGACGAGGCAGCGAGGCUAAUGUGUGGCCUGAGGGCUCGAACCAACUUCCCUUACAACCCGAAUGCGCCACCAUCGUCGUCAUCGAAGCUUCUCUCAGCUACUUUGACAGCCAAAUUGCAUAGGUGCUACAUGGCCUCGCUGCAAAUGACCAAAGCAUCAAUGCAAGAGCCUCAGAGAGUUCCAUCUUUGCAUCAUGUUGGUGGCAAUGGCAGGGCAGGAAGUGCCAACGAAGCAAGUACACUGUCACCGGAGAAGAAACCGUUGGUGUUGGCAGUGCCACAGAAAGAUGAGAAUUGGAUUUUGAAGAAAGUUCAAGUAGAGGGCACCCAACAAUUCAAGCCCCUUGAAGAUGACCAUAUAGAGCAAAUGAUUGAGGAAUUGCUUGAUUAUGGGUCCAUUGAGCUCUGCUCUGUUGUCCCACCUCAGGCAAUGUAA